Messenger RNA from Helianthus annuus (common sunflower), 1628 nucleotides. Its product is annotated as serine/threonine-protein phosphatase PP1 isozyme 9. The transcript has 4 exons. Gene Ontology annotation, cellular component: cytoplasm; nucleus. The coding region runs from base 231 to 1205 and encodes 324 amino acids. NCBI's taxonomy places the organism in Eukaryota, Viridiplantae, Streptophyta, Magnoliopsida, Asterales, Asteraceae. Gene Ontology annotation, molecular function: protein serine/threonine phosphatase activity. The record is from RefSeq and is a predicted model, not a curated record.
CAAAGGGGGGAAGAAUAAAGAAGCGUUGAAGAAGCCCGGAGCACGCAUCUCGAGGAUAACGACAUGCCCACACCAACAGGCAUGUUCUUUGCACCACACCAAAUCCCAUUCAACCCCGUACCUAUCUUAUCCAUCUUCUAAUUCCCCUUCAUCCACCCACACUUCAUAUCAUGCACACCCAUCCAUCUUAAUUCACCCCUUUUCAUCCAUAAAUUCACAACGACAAUAAAAUGAGCAUGACCAUGAUGGAGGGUAUGAUGGAAAAGGGCGUGUUAGAUGAUAUUAUUAAAAGAUUGUUGGAUGGUAAAGGUGGGAAACAGGUGCAGUUAUCGGAAUCGGAGAUCCGCCACCUUUGCGUCAACGCUAGACAGAUUUUUAUGUCUCAGCCGAAUCUGCUUCUGCUUCGUGCGCCCAUCAGGAUUUGUGGUGAUAUACACGGACAAUACCAAGAUCUAUUGCGGCUUUUUGAAUGUGGUGGUUAUCCUCCCUCCGAAAACUACCUAUUUCUCGGUGAUUACGUUGACCGAGGUAGACAAAGUUUAGAAACCAUAUGUUUGCUGCUUGCAUACAAGAUAAGGUACCCCGAUAAAGUGUUCCUCUUAAGGGGAAACCACGAAGAUGCCAAAAUUAACCGUGUAUAUGGUUUUUACGACGAAUGUAAAAGAAGAUUUAAUGUCCGUCUUUGGAAGAUAUUCACAGAUUGCUUCAAUUGUUUGCCGGUUGCCGCUUUAGUUGAUGAUAAGAUCCUUUGCAUGCACGGUGGUCUUUCCCCUGAACUCGAGAAUUUGAGACAAAUAAGAGAAAUUGAGCGGCCCACUGAGAUCCCGGAUAACGGGCUUCUUUGCGAUUUAUUGUGGUCUGAUCCGGACCCGGACAUUGAGGGUUGGUCUGACAGUGAUCGCGGUGUGUCAUGUACGUUUGGACCUGACAAAGUUGUUGAAUUUUUGAAGAAGAAUGAUCUUGACCUUAUUUGCAGAGGUCAUCAGGUGGUAGAGGACGGUUACGAGUUUUUUGCUAAACGAAGACUCGUGACGAUAUUUUCAGCGCCUAAUUACGGGGGAGAAUUUGACAAUGCAGGUGCUCUAUUGGGUGUUGAUAAAUCCUUGGUGUGUUCUUUUGAGAUAUUAAAGCCACUUGAUUACUCAAAAAAGCCAGGAACGUCUAAGUUACCGCUUAAGAAGCCGCCCAAAAUUGGAACAUCCUGAGACAAAACCGUGCUAGAGGAACACAGUCGAUUAGUUCUUCAGAAGAAGCAUUUCAUGUCAAAAUGACGAAAUCUGUAAGAUCAGAAAUCUGCAGAAAGUUAGAUGUUUGGAUGCAUUUAAACUUCAUUUCCAGUUGGGUGGUGAAUAUAGAUUGAAAAUGAGCCCCUUCAAGGUUAGGUAGGUUUUGCUGUUGUAUAAAAUUUGUAAAUUUGGAGUGUGUUUGAUUUGAAGUUUGUGUUUCUAUGUUAACCUUCAGAAUUAGAUCAAACUGUAAAAAUGGAAGCUGAAACUGUACACUUUUUUUGCGGCACCGUGUUCUUGUGUGUCACAUCGACAAGAACAUGGAUAUUGCUUCGCGGUUUCUUUCGUGGCGAUCUAAUGUCAUUUGAUUAUGACGAAUUGAAUCGAGUUGAUUCAGGCUCA